UAUGGUACAUACUUGAUAAGUGAUAUCAAGUACAGGGCGAGUGUUGGAGAAAAGCCGGCGUUGAUACAUAGCAAUACUCGAGAUAUAAUUGAAUGUGUGAGUUAUUUCCAGAGAAUCCAUCGUUAUCUCCCUAUGAUCCCGCGCAACGCUUCCAUGACUAUCUCAUCCAUGUCGGCACAUCCCCUCCAGCAAGCUUCUCAGUUCUUCUGCUCAGUAUCUGCCUGGUGACGUACCAUCCAGAGAUACUGCCCCAUAACCCGCAACGUAUUAGCCACGGGUCCUUCUACAUUACUGUCAUGUUACCCUUCACUCAGGUACAGGCGGCCUUUCCUCCUGCCGUUCAUCUCAUUCAGGCCGGAGUUUUUUUGGUGCUAUAUGAGUAUGCACGUGGGAAACCAGAUGAUGCGUUCCUAUCUAUCAGUGGCUGUGCGCGAAUGGGGUAUGCGGCGCGUCUCUACCAAGAGCGGCCGACAUAUUUGCAUCAUUACACGGAGGAAGAAGAAAUGGUCAAUACAUAGUCAGGGAUCAUCGUUUUGGAACGGUAUUAAUCCCUGAUUUUACAACGUCUUCCUUGCUAACCAGGUAAAGCUUGUUCUUUUGCAAGC
Aspergillus pseudotamarii is the source of this 605-nucleotide messenger RNA. RefSeq names its product fungal specific transcription factor domain-containing protein. The record is from RefSeq and is a predicted model, not a curated record. The transcript is spliced from 2 exons. Bases 93 to 518 code for a protein of 141 amino acids. NCBI's taxonomy places the organism in Eukaryota, Fungi, Ascomycota, Eurotiomycetes, Eurotiales, Aspergillaceae.